Zingiber officinale is the source of this 1343-nucleotide messenger RNA. Its product is annotated as nuclear transcription factor Y subunit A-7-like. Bases 373 to 1011 code for a protein of 212 amino acids. Lineage: Eukaryota; Viridiplantae; Streptophyta; Magnoliopsida; Zingiberales; Zingiberaceae. Gene Ontology annotation, molecular function: RNA polymerase II cis-regulatory region sequence-specific DNA binding; DNA-binding transcription factor activity, RNA polymerase II-specific. The record is from RefSeq and is a predicted model, not a curated record. Gene Ontology annotation, cellular component: CCAAT-binding factor complex. The transcript is spliced from 6 exons. Gene Ontology annotation, biological process: regulation of transcription by RNA polymerase II.
CUUUUUAAAUCAUUAAAUCGAGGAGGAUAAAUGCGGAGAGAAGGCGUACUUCUCCGCUGAAAGGAGGAAGGGAUCGUUUUCGAAGUUCUCGAAGCUUCGCCAUUCCAAUCAAGCACAAGACGGGAAGCGAUCCAGGAUAAUAUUCUUUGAGAAUGUAAGGCUUAGCUUCAAGCUUUCUGUUGGGUAUAUUCAAGACCAUCUUUGUUGGAAUUUCACUUCAAACUUGCUUAGCUUCAAGUUCCAUUGGGAAUCUAUCUGCAAGAUCUGUUUCUUUUGAAUGUCACAACAAGCUUCUGCACCUUUCAGUUUAAAUAGGGCCGGACUUUGACCAUACUCUGGUUAUGUUUGUGAAGUUAGAAACUUGAAUAAAGCAUGAGUUCUUCGGGUCAAAGCUUGUCAGAUAAUAGUGAAACUGAUGAGCAGCAGGUGCAGGCACAAUCUGAAAACCAACAUCAGCCUUAUGCUACUGCAUGCUUCCAAUCUGGUGCGGCAACACCCUUGAUUGGAUACAUGAUGCCCAGUGGCCAACUUGAAGCAGGGCAAACUAUGUCUCCAGUAGCUUACCCGUAUGUGGAUCCCUUCUAUGGGGGAAUAUUUGCAGCCUAUGCUGGACAGCAAGUGAUCCAACCACAACUGAUUGGGGUGCAUCAUCCUGGUGUGCCUUUGCAAACUGAUGCUGUUGAAGAACCUGUUUAUGUCAAUGCAAAGCAAUAUCAUGGUAUCUUAAGGCGUCGGCAUUCUCGAGCAAAAGCAGAAUCAGAAAAUAAAUUAGCUAAAAUUCGUAAGCCUUACCUUCAUGAAUCACGCCACUUGCAUGCUUUAAGAAGAACAAGAGGAUGUGGAGGUAGAUUCCUGAAUUCCAAGUCUGAAGCAAACCAUCAGAGCGAGUCAGAGGGGAAUCAACCAAAGGAACUUGCUUCAGAUAACAAUCCCCAACAAGAUGCUCCUCCAGCUUCUGACCAUUUUGAUCACAUACAAGACCUUGCUAAAGCUGCAGAGUCUGAAAAAUAGAUAUCUGAAAAUCCACAAAAGACGUCGUAAAAUUCUUGCCUUGAGAGAUCUGAUGAGCAUUCCAAAGAACAAUGUUCUGGUCCAGACAGUGAUUGCAAGAUCAAACUACAAUCUCUUAAUCUUUAACAAUUGUCACCGUGUCUCUGGGAGAUUUCUCUUGGUGUUAGGAAUCUCAGUAGGAUCUUGUAAAGGCGGUACUUUAUCAGUUGUUACUGUAACUUUUUGUCGAGAUGUGUUUCAUUAAGGAGUAUCAGACAGUAAUUUAUGGAUUUUAACAAUUUGUCUCUGAAAUUAACAGUUACCUUCUUGUCCAAAUCUUUGAAGUUCUGAAC